CAGGAAGUGAAUAAGAUCAAAGAGUUUCCGCAUAGAAACGACAGUCGCACCAUGGCAACAGCGCGGCUGAGCUUCCUCUGCGUCUUCCUCUGCGUCUUCCUCUGCGCGACUUCAGCGCGAGACUUCAAGUUAAAGUUUAAAGCUGCGACCAAACCUGUGCGGUUAUUCACCGAGGAGGAGCUGAGGAGAUACGACGGCAGCCAGGACUCUGAGCCGGUGUACAUGGCAGUGAAAGGAGUCGUGUUUGAUGUCACCACAGGAAAAGAGUUUUAUGGUAAAGAUGCUCCGUACAACGCCCUGGUGGGAAAGGACUCCACUCGGGCUGUGGCUAAGAUGUCCCUGGACCCGGCAGACCUGACAUCAGAUACUACCGGCCUCAGUGAGGAGCAGCUCCAGUCUCUGGACAGUAUAUUUGAAGGCACGUACAAGACAAAGUAUCCCAUCGUGGGUUACACAGCGUCACGCAUCCUCAAGGACGACGGGAGUCCCGACGAAGACUUCAAACCAGAGGACCAGCCUCAUUUUAAAAUCAAAGAUGAGUUUUAAUCUCAUUUCCUGGAGUUAAUAUCGUCUUAUUUUGAAGGCGUUUCUAUUGUCUUUUUUUACUCAUUUCUGUUUACUCAAGCUGAAUCAGAAUCAAAUAUACCAAGUGCAAUACAUGUAGAGACGAACAAUAUACGUGUGAUAGAGAGAUUGUAUUCAUAUUUACUUGAACUCGGGGUUGACAUGGUUCUUUAUCAGCUGUGAGAGCUUUAUUGUUUAAAUAUUAUAAUGCACUCAAGAAACCAUUUCAAGACACCUUUUUUAAAAAGUUUUUUGAUAUAAGUCUCAGCUGUCAAUCGUGAAAUAACUCAUUAAAAUCAGACUUAUCAGAAACAUGAACACUUGAACAAAUGAAAACUAA
Messenger RNA from Paralichthys olivaceus (Japanese flounder), 904 nucleotides. It is a transcript of the gene nenf, whose product is annotated as neudesin neurotrophic factor. NCBI's taxonomy places the organism in Eukaryota, Metazoa, Chordata, Actinopteri, Pleuronectiformes, Paralichthyidae. The record is from RefSeq and is a predicted model, not a curated record. Gene Ontology annotation, cellular component: membrane; endoplasmic reticulum; endomembrane system.